CAACCAAACAAAAACAAAAAUUAUGGCGGAUAAAAUAUUGUCUGUGAUGACAUGAUUCAAUUGUAGAAGGUUAGUAAAAAUUAAACUAAUAAACUAUAAUGAAAUCAUGGUCUGUGAAGAUGCUGAAGGCUUUAUUGUGAAUGCCAUAGUGGAAACAGAAGAGGUUAAUUUUUCUUUAUUUGACAUUUGAUAUAAACAAAUACGAAAUUGCUAAUUGAAAUGGGAAACAGGCGAAUAACAGCAUGAAUAAAUACCCAAAUGUUUGGGAGCGGAUGCUACUGUAUAGUAGUAUAGCACAUAAAUAAUAAAGUUAAUAAGCCGGGAAAUACAAUUAAUAAAUUUACGUUUAAAUAAAAAUGGAUCCGAUAGAGAAUGAAGAUCCAUUUUCAGCUGCGCAAAUGCCCACAGAUUCUAUGGAAGUGACUAUAGAAGAUAUCAAUCGGCUGGAUGAAGAGGAUUCUUUGGAGGAAAUAGAAGGCGUGGAAGAUGAUUUGACUAUAUUAGAAAUCGCCAUUGCGAAGGCAAUUGAAAAUGUAAAUCCCGUGUUCUUUAUGCACCUCUUAUGUCCGCGCUGCGGUGAAACAUUUAAUUCACCUGCCCUUUGGCAGCAGCACUUGGAUAAUGUACAUUUUUUUAACAAUUUGAAAAUGUUGCCAGGUACAUUAGAUGAAGAUGAAAAAAUGUAUCGAUGCAAAAAGUGUUCAGCUGAGUUCAAGUAUAUUGAAUAUCGAAAAAUUUUACUCCACUGCUUUUCUCAUAUGACUUUCAAUGCAUAUUAUAAGUGCAGUUUAUGCGAUCAUUUGGAGUGUUCAGGGCCGGAAAUGGCUCGUCACAUCAAACGACAUAUGGAAGUACAUAUGCUUAAGGCGAAAAUUAAUGGGAAAAUUGUACGCCCUAAACGGUUUUCAUUGAGUGAGGGAAUCGAUUAUGAAAAAUUCCUGCUUUAUAUGUGUCCUGAAUGUCAGUUAACGUUUCGACAACACGAUUCAUGGCUGCAGCAUGUUACCGACAAACAUGCGCUCUUUGCCAAGGACAAACUUAAGUUUAAAACUGUGGAUAUUGACGAAUCCAUCGAGAAAAAAACGCACCUUAUUACAACUUGUGAAAUAUGUGCUACCACUUUGGCUGGCGACAACUUGGAACAGUGUCAGCGAAAGCACUAUUUAACUCAUCUACGUAGCAGAGCUUUCCGAUGCGCAAUCUGUAAUUUGCAUUUCAACUACCGCAACGAAAUUAAGAUGCAUUUACUGUUGCUGCAUUGUAAAAAUGUAGAAACUUACGAAGAGGCAUUAUUGCCAGGUAAUUUGCGCCCAAACAAUGCUAAGUUCGCCAUGAAUGCUAAAUUCUGCGAUAAAGGGGCGAAAUUCUUGCAGCACAUUGAAUUCAAUUGUCCGAUUUGUGGUGUUAAAUUUGAUAAUCCGGACGACUGGCGUUUACAUAUAAAUGAAAAUCAUGACUUCUAUAAGGCGCCGUAUAUGGCAUUGAUAAUAACCAAUUUUGGUUCAUCCUCUAGUACAAAUAGGGCCUGCAAAAAACGACGUCUACAACCAUACUGCGUUCUUUGUGACCGGGUACUAGAUGGAUGUAGGAAUUUUCAUCUUUUGUGGGCUGAACAAUUACGUCAUGCACCUCAUCGGGCCUACACUUGCCGCAUUUGUUCAGAACAAUUUUAUUCGGAACGUAUCUUGCUGAAGCAUUUGAAGGUCUUUCAUACAAAUACGGAUGGGAGUGUUAAUACUGUAGCAAAACAACGUCGGAACAACGCGAAAGAGAUAUAAUUGUGUAAUUUUAUUUAAUAGCUUAAUUAGAAUUAGUUCUUUAACUAGAUUAUUUAUUAUGUAUAUUUAUAUUUUUUUUUUUACAAAGUAUAUGUAACAUUCAUAUACUAAAUAGAUACAACAUCUACCAUCCAUAUUCAUGUGGGCAGAAAAAAAUCUUGGCCUGCCUCAAAACACAGCUCAUAUGUAUCUACAUAUAAAAAAUUCAAAAGCAAAUAGACAAACGUAUGCAAACAUAUUCCUAACAUAUGCAAAAAAACUCAUCUAAACGGUAUUCGCGUACAUAUGCAUAUGUAUCUAUUUUGCAUAUAUGAAUACAUAUGUUGGGACAAUGUACAUAUGUACGUAAAUGUUUCUAUUCUAAGCAAAACAAUGAAUAUUCGUAUAUACAUAUAACCGCACAUACUUACUUUAUGCCUCUACAUGUGUCUGCUUCCAAAACUAAAAUUCUAAGUCUAGCGACUACAAGAACAAAAUGCAUUCCUAGGCGUACAUAGCUGUUGCGGCCAUGAUUAUUUACCCGCGACGGCGCUGAACAGUUUCAAAUAUUAAAAAGCACAACAAAAACAAAUUCAUUGAUAAGUUCGAGCUCAUAUUUCUACGAGCAAGUA
Molecule: messenger RNA, 2389 nt
Organism: Anastrepha ludens (Mexican fruit fly)
Lineage: Eukaryota; Metazoa; Arthropoda; Insecta; Diptera; Tephritidae
Product: zinc finger protein 91-like
Exons: 3
Coding region: 357-1778 (473 amino acids)
Biological process (GO): regulation of transcription by RNA polymerase II
Cellular component (GO): nucleus
Molecular function (GO): sequence-specific DNA binding; DNA-binding transcription factor activity, RNA polymerase II-specific
Source: RefSeq, a predicted model, not a curated record